AUUGAUACACAGGAUAUCUAUUGAUGUCAAUGCGCAACCCUUAUCAUAAAACGGUGUAAAUGUCUGAUACAAUCAAUAAUUUGCCGAUAAAUCGCUUAUAAGUGGUCAAAACAAAACUGGAACAUGCGAAUGAUGCGAUUUGUAGAAGCGAGCUGUUAGGGGGCGAAAAAGGGAUAAGCGGUGAAACAUGGCAAAGACUCCAGUCAUUGGUAUAGAUCUGGGCACAUCUUUUUCCUGUGUGGCCGUGUUCCAACAUGGCAAAGUAAAAAUCAUUGAAAACGAGCAUGGUAACAAAACUACCGCCAGCUAUGUUGCCUUCACAGACACUGAAAGGCUUGUUGGAGAUACAGCUAAGAACCAGGUUGCGAUGAAUCCAACAAACACCUUAUUUCACGUAAAGAGAUUGAUAUGAAGAAAAUUCGACGAUCCUUAUGUCCAGUCUGAUAUGAAGCACUGGCCAUUUGAAGUAGUUAGCGAUGGUGGCAAACCUAAGCUGAGAGUUGAUUAUAAGGGAGUAAAGAAGUAUUUUUUCCCAGAAGAAAUUUCUUCAAUGGUUUUGAGCAAAAUGAAGGAAACUGCAGAGGCGUUUCUUGGCAAGACUGUAACAAAUGCAGUGAUUACUGUACCUUCCUGCUUCAACGACUCUCAGAGACAGGCUACUAAAGAUGCUUGUACCAUUUCCGGUUUGAAUGUGCUCCGUAUCAUCAAUGAACCUACAGCAGCUGCCAUUACGUAUGGAUGGGGCAAAAAUGACGGAAGUGAAAGAAAUGUGCUCAUCGUCGACUUGGGUGGUGGAACCUUCAAUGUGACCAUAGCGACCAUUGAAGACGGCGUUUUAAACGUGAAGUCCACAGCUGGUGAUUCUCAUUUGGGGGGUGAGGAUUUCGACAACCGAAUGGUGGACCACUUCAUCCAGGAGUUCAAGCGAAAACACAAGAAGGAUAUCAGAGACAACAAGCGUGCCGUAUGUCGCCUCCGUUCAGCUUGUGAGAAGGCAAAGAGAACUAUAUCAUCCAGUACACAGGCCAGCAUUGAGCUUGAUUCCCUAUAUGAUGGAGUUGAUUUCUACACAAGCAUAACCAGAGCCAGAUUUGAAGUGCUGAAUGCCGAUCUCUUCAGAGGCACACUGGAACCGGUUGAAAAAGCUUUACGUGAUGCUAGAAUGGACAAGGCUGGUAUCCAGGACAUCGUCUUGGUCGGUGGCUCCACCAGAAUUCCAAAGGUCCAGAAACUCCUGCAGGACUUCUUCAAUGGAAAGGAACUUAACAAGAGCAUCAACCCCGAUGAGGCUGUUGCCUAUGGUGCAGCGGUGCAGGCUGCCAUCCUCCAUGGUGACAAGUCUGAAGGGGUUCCUAACAUCCUUCUGGUGGAUGUUGCCACAUGGUCGUUGGGUAUCGAGACCGCUGGAGGUGUGAUGACCGCGCUAAUAAAAAGAAAUACUCGUACUCCGAUCAUGAGCACGCAUAUAUUUACCACUUAUUCAGACAACCAGCCUGAUGUUCUAAUCCAGGUGUACGAAGGUGAAAGAGCCAUGGCCAAAGACAACAACCUGCUUGGAAAGUUCGUACUUGUCGGAAUCCCACCGGCACCCAAGGGUGUUCCACAAAUUGAGGUGACCUUUGACAUUGAUGUCAACGGUAUUCUCAAUGUCACCGCAGCGGACAAGAGCUCUGACAAUAAGACCAAGAUUACCAUCACUAAUGACAAGGGUCGACUUAGCAAGAAGGACAUUGCCCGCAUGGUGAAUGAUGCCAAGAAAUACAAGCAAGAGGACAAACAAGAGAAGGAGCGCAUCACAGCAAAGAACCAGCUGGAGAGCUAUUCAUUUAACAUGAAGACCACCGUAGAGGACGAGAACAUGAAGGGAAAGUUAAGCGAGGAUGACAAGAACACCAUCUUGGACAACUGUAACGCGAUCGUGGCUUGGCUGGACAGCAACCAGCUGGCUGAUAAGGAGGAAUAUGAACACAAACAGAAGGAGUUGGAAUGCGUGUGCAAACCGAUUAUCAUUAAACUCUACCAAAGAAUGACAGCGGCUCCAGCCAUUGGAAUUGAUCUGGGCACAACAUAUUCCUGCGUAGGCGUGUUCCAACAUGGCAAGGUAGAAAUUAUUGCCAAUGAUCAGGGCAAUAGAACAACCCCCAGCUAUGUUGCCUUCACAGACACUGGAAGGCUCGUUGGAAAUGCAGCUAAAAACCAGGUUGCAGUUAACCCAAACAACACUAUAUUUGACGCAAAAAGAUUGAUAGGAAGACAAUUUGACGAUCCCACUGUCCAGUCUGAUAUAAAGCACUGGCCAUUUAAAGUUGUAAGCGACGGUGGCAAACCUAUGCUGAGAGUUGAUUACAAGGGUCAAAAGAGGUCAUUUUUUCCAGAAGAAAUAUCUUCAAUGGUCUUGAGCAAAAUGAAGGAAACUGCAGAGAGUUUCCUUGGCAAGACUGUCACAAAUGCUGUCAUUACUGUACCUGCUUGCUUCAAUAACUCUCAGAGACAAUCUACUAAAGAUGCUGGUACCAUUUCUGGUUUGAAUAUACUGCGCAUCAUAAAUGAGCCCACAGCAGCAGCCAUUGCAUAUGGAUUGGACACACAGGAUGGAGGUCAAAGAAAUGUGCUCAUCUUUGACUUGGGAGGCGGUACCUUCGAUGUGUCCAUCCUGACAAUUAAAGACGGCAUUUUAAAAGUGAAGUCCACAUCUGGUGAUUCCCAUUUGGGUGGUGAAGAUUUCGACAACCGAAUGGUGAACCACUUCAUCCAGGAGUUCAAGAGAAAACACAAAAGAGAUAUAAGCGACAAUAAGCGUGCAGUUCGUCGUCUCCGUACAGCUUGUGAGAGGGCAAAGAGAACUUUAUCAUUCAGCACAUAUACCAGCUUUGAGAUUGAUUCCAUUUACGAUGGAGUUGAUUUCUACACAAGCAUAACCAGAGCCAGAUUUGAUGAGCUGAAUGCCGAUCUCUUCCGAAGUACACUUGAACCGGUUGCAAAGGCUUUACGUGAUGCCAAAAUGGACAAGGCUGAUGUCCAGGACAUCGUCUUGGUCGGUGGCUCCACCAGAAUACCAAAGAUCCAGAAACUGCUGCAGGACUUCUUCAUCGGAAAAGAGUUACACAAGAUAAUCAACCCCGAUGAGACCGUUGCUUAUGGAGCAGCUGUGCAGGCUGCAAUCCUCCAUGGUGACAAGUCUGAAGAGGUACAGUACCUUCGACUGCUUGAUGUUGCCCCAUUGUCUCUUGAUAUCGAGACUGCUGGAGGUUUGAUAACCUCUCUGAUCAACAGAAACACUACCAUUCCAACCAAGCAGACGCAAACAAUCGAGCUAUAUUCGGACAACCCGUCUUGUGUUUUCAUCCAGGUCUACGAAGGUGAGAGAGCCAUGACCAAGAACUACAACCUGCUUGGCAAGUACGAAUUGACCGGAAUGGAACCUGCACACAGGGGUGUUACUAAAAUUGAGGUGACCUUUGAAAUUGAUGCCAGCGGUAUCCUCAACGUCACUGCUGCAGACAAAAGCACUGGCAAAGAGAAAAAUAUCAACAUCACCAAUGAUAAGGGUCGACUAAGCAAAGAAGAAAUUGAUCGCAUAGUGAAUGAUGCCGAGAAAUACAAACAAGAGGACGAACAACAGAAGGAGCGCAUCACAGCCAAGAACCAGCUGGAGAGCUACUUAUUCAACAUGAAGACCACCGUAGAGGACGAGAACAUGAAUAGAAAAAUAAGCGAAGAUGACAAGAAGACCAUCUUUGACAAGUGUAAUGAAAUCAUUUCUUGGCUUGACAGCAUCCAGCUGGCUGAUACGGAGGAGUAUGCACACAAACAGACGGAGCUGCAGGGCGUGUGCAAUCCGAUCAUCAAUUAGCUAUACCAGACAGAAGAGACCUCUACUCGUUGCUGAUUGCAUGCCUCCAAAGUUCGGCGGAGCUGAUGCAGACCCUGGCGAAACUUUAAUUUAUUGCCGAUCACUUAAUACAUAAUAAUGUCAGGUAUCAUUUUUCAAAUGUACACAAAAAUUAUGUAAAUAUCCUCACCCUUAUCGAAGGAAAUAAUACAAAUUUGCACCUAACGCCCGACUGCAAAUUCCAAGUGUAUGUGCAGUUUGGUUUAUAUGUUACAAGUGUGGAUUAUUGAAGGACAUGGUUUAUAUGUUACAAGUGUGGUCGAUCGACCAGGGCUUAAUGCAUGCGCGUAAAGUACCGUGCCAGAUAGGCAUGCCCUGUCCGCACAUGCUAUCAGAGACGAUACUUUCCGCCUAGACAGGUUUGUUGUUUCGCAUGGACUAUCUUUACACGAAAUUAUUCCAAAGGCGAAAAGUAUCGUCCCCGAUAAGCAUGUGUCACUCUGUUGACCAAUAAAAGCAGGAAAAUCUUAAGGAAAAAUUGAUGAUGUUAGUUGUUACUGUCCUUUCAGCAUUCUUUAAUUACAAAUGGGCCUUACAUCGAUUUUACAGAUGUGUAGAAAGAUUACCGGUACCCAGUAUAUUAGCGUACAAUUGACCCCUUCAUUGAAAGAUAAGCGUAUCUUCAUUUAACAGGAAAUUCCUUCCCUGGUUUCAAGGGGUACACAGUUCUUCUAGUACUUAAUAAGCUGUGUGGUUAGGUGAGUGAUUCAAUGCCAUUUGUCAAGCGUUGGAAAACAAAAUGUUAUAAAUUAAAUACAUGAAUAUCA
Molecule: messenger RNA, 4659 nt
Organism: Dreissena polymorpha
Lineage: Eukaryota; Metazoa; Mollusca; Bivalvia; Myida; Dreissenidae
Product: heat shock-related 70 kDa protein 2-like
Exons: 15
Biological process (GO): protein refolding; vesicle-mediated transport; cellular response to unfolded protein
Cellular component (GO): plasma membrane; nucleus; cytoplasm
Molecular function (GO): ATP hydrolysis activity; heat shock protein binding; ATP binding
Source: RefSeq, a predicted model, not a curated record